AAAAAAUUGCGACCCCUUAGAGUUAAGCUACAACGCCUGGAUUGCGGGAGGAUUUUUUGUUUGUCAAUCACUAACAUUUGAGGUGGUAAGAUUUGAAAAAAAAAUCCACAAAUUUUUUUGAAGUACCCUAAUGUUCACAAACCAAUUACCGCAGCUCUUAAAAGUAUGCAACACUGCUUCCAUUCUAACAUAAAGUUUGAGCAUACACAGCUUUAAUGAAAUUUAUUCACACACACACCUUAGCGCCCCAGCCGAAAGAUAGUGUUCGUAAGUUCUAAAGCAUUUUUUGUUAUUUUUGUUAUUGGCAACCCUUCUCGUGUUCAGCUGUGCUUUGUUUCGUGCUCUGGCGAAUUUGUUUAAUUUUAUUUAAAACUUUAUUUGAAAGUGUCUGGAUUAAGUGAUCUUUUACGAUAAGUAUCAGUGUUAUAUUGUGCUGUUGAAUCAAUUGAUAUUUAGUAAUUGUGUGUUGGCUAAUUUUAAUUUAUUCCGCCGAGUCAUUUUAAAUUUGUUGUUGUGCUACAUUUUAAGUAGUGCAAUUGUUAGUGUUAAUUUACUUUGCUUACUUAAAUUUCUUUCUUGUUUUUAUUCGUUUCCAUCUUUGUCCACAGCUGUUCGCGAGUUUCUUACUUUUCGCGUAUUACAGUGCAUCUCAAACUGCUCGCUACAUUGGUUGUUAUCUUUGAUAACCAUCAAUUUUUAUUGCAUUCAUUUGUCAUAAAUAUUUUUGUCAUUGCUCGUUGUUUCAUUUAUUAUUUACCAUUUUUAUAUUUCUAUUUAAUAUUGUUUUUUUUUUCUUUGUUUUUUUUCUUUUUUUACUCAUUAUGACUUGUAACUUUCCGAACUGCUCUGUAAAAGGAUUCAUUUCUUGACAGUAAGGGAUUGCGCUGGUUUUGCUUAAAAUGCAGACCAACUGAAAUUGAAUUGUUUAAAGUCUUUAAGCAAGCGCGCAAUGGUUUCAAGGAGAUUGGUCAAGAGCUUGACCCUUACUGAAAAAUUUAGGCAUUAUGAAAUGCUUUUUCAAUCAUUUAAAUGUCUAAAUGUUCGGGAAGAGAAUCAAAAACCUUCAUCAAAACGUAAACGUCCGUCUGAUGAAGAUACCACUGUAUCUUCGUUAAAACGAAUGCCCCCACCCACUAUUGACCUUGUUAAUCAGUCAUCCCCUUGUCCUUAAGGUGAGAAAGUUCCGUCUGCUCAGGACACAGUGAAAACUGUUACUGAACACAGAAAGCAGAAAACUUCCCAAGAUCCGCCUGCAAAUACGUCCAAAUCAGCUACUAAAAACUUAGUGGUAAUACCGCGGAAAAAGGCAAUAUUUGUCUCUAGACUUUCUGUGGAUACCACAGUCGACGAUAUAAAAAAUUACAUCUCGUCGAAAUUAAAAACGGAAGAUACAGACAUCCGUAUAUUUAAUUUCAAAUACAACAGAGAUAUUUCGUCGUUUAAAAUUAACGUAUCCGCGGACAGUUUUCAAUCGAUACUAGAUAACUCAUUCUGGCCAUAGGGGUCUUUGUGCGCGAAUUCGAGCACAAACGUGGGCUUAUCACGUGUAGUUAUCACCAAAUUGCCAAGAAAUCCCAGUAUUACAAAAAACUAAUUAACAAUAAUUCGCUGAUUGUUUAUUAUCAAAAUGUUAGAGGUCUUAACACAAAACUUGCUGAUUUGUAUUUAAACAGCAUUCAUUGUAACCUUAAAAUCAUUGCUUUCACGGAAAAUUGGCUAAAGCCUCACAUUUUUGAUAAUGAAAUAUUCAUCAACGAAUUCCAAAUCUUUAGAUAUGACCGGCUGGACAGAAAAGGAGGUGGUGUCUUGUUUGCUGUUCAUUCUUCAAUUCCAUCUGAAGAAGUCGAUGUUUCGCAUGCAGACUUCAUAGAAUUUAAGUGCAUUCGUAUUUGCGCUAAUAGUGGCCAUAUCUACUUAACUUUAUCUUACAUACCGCCUCACUCGGACAUAUCUGUAUAUUUGCAGCAUGCUUCAUUACAGUUGCAAACAGACUUAAACAACCUAGUUUCUUGGUGUGAUAGAAAUGACAUGCCAUUGAACCUUAAAAAAUGUAAAACAAUGUGCUUUUCACGUUGAUCUGUAGACCCAACUUUAUACACAAUACAAAACUUUAGGUUGGAGCAAGUAUGCAGUUUUGUUGAUUUGGGAGUAACUAUGGACCCCAAACUCAAUUUUAAUCUUCACGUAUCCUCCACGGUUUUUAAAGCUAAAGGCGCUCUUAGUUUUGUUAAACGUUGGUCUAAAGAAUUUAGAGAUCCGCUUACCACAAAAAUUCUUUUUAUAUCUCUGGUGAGGCCUAUAUUAGAGUAUGCUUCUGUGGUAUGGAACCCUAGUUACCAAGUCCAUUCGGAUAAGUUAGAGUCCGUUCAAAACAAUUCUUACUUUUUGCCUUAAAUCAUUUGAAUUGGGAUUCCAGUUUAAAUCUUCCCCCUUACACUAACCGUUUAAAACUUAUAAAUCUCCCGACACUCGCUAUCGUAGGGAGAUGCUUGGUAUAAUAUUUCUUGUAAAACUCGGGAAUGGGUCGGUCUGUAGCCCAUCUCUCUUAUCUGAUAUUAAUUUUAACGUCCCCGCUCGCUCUACCAGGCAGUUUAGACCCUUACUUUUAAAAUUUUCUAGAACAAAUUUUGAGUUAAACGAACCAUUCCGCCGUAUAUGUCAUGAUUUCAAUUUUCAUUCCAGCACAUUUGAUUUAACAGACUCACUUUUUACAAUUAAAAAAAUUAUUUUAGCUACUCUUAACAAGUAAAAAGCUGUUGAAAUUUUUCUUUCUGUAGCUGAGCAGCUUAAGAUCGCAACGCUUAAAACUCUCUUGCCUUUUAUGACUCGGCUAAUUCCGCUCGUUCGCGGAUUGCGCCCCUCGCGUCGGUUGGGUGGGCGGAGGAUAACCGUUGGGUAUUAUUAUAACUGUUAGCUUUAAGGAAGGCAAGAAUGCAAUUUACUGUCAAUAGUAGGAAACUACCAGAAACAAGCAGACAUUGUUUGGUCAGAAGCAUGUCACUGUGCAAAAUCGAAUGACCGUGACCGUGAAUUAGGCUAUUCACCUUUGUGAGAGCACCGCUUAAGCAUAUGCAUAUCAAUUCUUACAUCCAUAUACAUAUGUUACGGUUUUCUAUUAUUUGUACAUAAUUGCAUUUUUUGUUCUCAUUUUCGCUUGCACUUUGCAACAGGUACAUAUAUACAUACGCACAAACAUAGGUAUUUCAUACCUACGCCCUCAUAAGCAUAUACGCACAAGCUUACGUAGCUAAUGAGAAAAUUAGGCACAAGAAGGGAUAAAAACCGGUGCUAGCAUAACAUUAAGAUAUUAUUAGUAUAGCAUUAGGAUAGUGAAGAGUGAACUAAAAUUAAUGUAAAACUUAAAUUAAAUAAAACCAAAAUUAUCAACUGGACAUUAAUUUAUUAUUGAGCUCCUACAUAAUUUGGCGACCGUGACAGGACAUGUGUUCUACAUUUAAUAUUUUCGAUCAAGAAAAGCCAAUAGAUUAAUGUCCAAGUUAAUUUAAAAUAAUUCAUUUUGCGUAAUACUGGCAAGAACUGGCUCUGCGUUUGUUCACCACUUGGAAUUUGCCCACAUCAUCUAUCAUCAGAAGCUGUGUAGCGGUAUCCAACAACGGAUCAUUUGGAUUGUUGUACCCGGACAACAUUCUGUGUAAGCGCAGAUAGCAAUUCUUGCCACACAUCAUCGUACUUGCCGCUGUAAUCAUACAUCCACAUUACACGUGGUUUUAUUAACGUACGUUCGAGAUCUUCUCAUCAACAUCUGUUGAAGUUACCGACAGUUCGUCAACUCGUCGCAGUCUCCGUGCAAGAUUACGGGACUCAUCACAUAACAGUUUCAUCGGAUUGCAGAUCUGCUUUUGCUACAUCUACAAUAACUGCAUCGCAUUCUUCACUGCUCAGGUACUCGUAUAUAUAUUUAUUUCUUGCCUUCAAAUGCCUAACAACAGUAAAGCCAAUGUGCCUAACAUGGCUGAUGAGGAACAAUCGCCUUUGUCCUCGCUGAUUCAAACGCGUUCAACGAUUCUUCGCAACCUGCAUAGUACAAAGCAACGAAUUGCUUGUGAAGAAGUCGACUGCGAUACGCAUGUUCUCGAAUGUCGACUACAAAUUGUUGAGUCCUACUUUCAACAAAUUUGUGACGUCCAGAACAACAUUGAAGCUCUUUCUCCGUCAGACCAAUCGAGAGCAGAAAUUGAAGAAACAUAUAUUUCAACAAAAUCCAAAAUUCUUUCGUUAAUCAACCCCAGAAACCGCGUUUCUGAGUUGAACACUAGCAUUUUCAACGCAACAACUUUUGGAAAUACUAGCAGUUACCAUAAUCGAUUGCCUUCACUUAAAUUGGCUAAAUUUGACGGCAAAUAUGCAGAAUUUAAACGUUUUUUCCGCACUUUUUGUAAUAUGGUGCAUGAUGAUCCAACAAUGCCAAAGGUGGACAAAUUUAAUUAUCUUUUAAACUGUCUUUCAGGACCAGCUCUUAGCGUCAUCGAACCCUUUCAGGUAACCGAAGAUAAUUACCCGAAGGCUAUACAGCGGCUCAAGGAAAGAUACGACAACAACGUAUUGAUUUUUCAAGAUCAUAUUACAUCGCUUUUCAACACUCCGGUUAUGAAAAGAUCUGACGCAGCAAGCCUACGUAAUAUUAUCGACACUGUUGCAGCGCUUCGAGGUUCGUUACUCUCGUUGGGCUCAGAAAGUGACAUAAUGAAUUCAAUGCUAAUUCAUAUCGUUUUAACCAAAAUUGAUUCCGAUUCAAAAUCAGCAUACAAUCAGAAGCAAGAGUUUGACCACUUGCCAUCGUGGGACGAUUGCUACAAGUGGCUGAAUCGACACUGUCAGUAUUUAGAAACCUGUGCAAACGGUGAAAACUCAAAGGUAACACAGCGAGAUUGUAAGCUACACGGUAAGAAAAAUGCAAAUUCAUUCGUUAAUGCGAUGUCGGCAUGUAUACAUUGCAAUAAUAUAGAGCAUAGCCUAAACAAUUGUCCUUCAUUUCUACAGUUGUCAGCUAAGAUGCGUUUUGAUUGGGUGAAGCAAGCAGGAGCUUGCAUCAAUUGCUUACGAAAAGGACACACCGUAUUUAAAUGCCCAUCAAAAUCUCGUUGCCGCGUAUGUCAUCAAUCGCACCAUUCUCAUCUUCAUUUCGCCACCGUUGGAACUACAAAUUAUCCAUUUGCACAAACAUUAGAACUUCAAGGGAAAGACAAUACAUCUGUGUCAUUUACUUCGCCGAAUCCAGCGCAUCAGUUACCAACUAAUCCAUCGGUUUCACUCAUCGCAUGCACACGUAAAAGAGCGAUAUUACCGACAGCUUUAAUUUACAUACAGGAUAAAUUUGGAGUGAUGCAGCCAGCUCGCGCGUUAUUGGAUUCCUGUUCCGAAUUGAAUUUCAUCACCGAAGAAACAGCGAAGCGUUUGCAGCUCAAAAGGUUUUUCUCAUAUCAGGAAAUCUCAGGUAUUUCAGAUAUUCGUUCUAAUUCAAAGUAUGCAGUAAAUGCGAAAAUCAAAUCUCGUACUGGAGAUUUUACUUGUCUGUCGGAAUUCGUUAUAACUAAACAUAUCACAACACAAAUUCCUAGUAGUUUUAUAAAUACUUCUAAAUGGAAUAUUCCUGAAAAUCUUCAGCUUGCGGAUCCAUACUUCUACAAACCGCAACGUAUAGAUUUAUUGCUCAAUGCAGAAGUAUUUUUUGAGAGCCUUCAAGAUUGUAGGGGGCAAUUUUGAAAAGCUUUCAAAUUCCCGCCCAUCCAUUUGCAAUGUCACACUAAAUUCAAAUCUAUCGAAUAUCGAUUCGAUUCUUCAACGUUUUUGGGAAAUUGAAAAUUUCACCGAAAAGGAAGCAACAUUGUCCUAAGAAGAACGUUUAUGCGAAAAACAUUUCAUUGAAACCGUGCAAGUGAAAAAUGAUGGACGAGUACAAGUACGGUUACCAUUUAAGGUUUCACCGACAAUAUUAGGCAACUCUUUCCAUAAUGCCAGGAAGAGAUUUCUCGCUCUUGAACGUCGUCUAUCUAACAAUAAAUUACUAAAAAACAUGUAUGCGGAUUUCAUAAAAGAAUAUAUUGAACUCGGGCACAUGGUUGCCAUAAAAAACUUUGAUUUCAAUAGUUCGCACUAUAUAAUUCCACAUCAUUGUGUACUCCGUCCACAAAGUACUACGACCAAGCUUCGGGUUGUAUUCGACGCCUCUGCGCGCACUACUCCUGAUCAUUCAUUAAAUGAAAUACUCAUGGUUGGAGCAACAAUUUAACCAGAACUAAUCAUCACAUUAUUAUCAUUUCGUUUAUAUCCCUACGUAUUAACCGCCGAUAUAUCAAAAAUGUAUCGGCAAUUUUUGAUUAACGAUCAAGAUCAACGAUAUCAACUCAUUUUGUGGAGAAAUGAACCUCAUGAGCCAUUACAGUUGUUUCAACUCAAAACUGUAACUUACGGAUUGGCUUCUGCACCAUUCCUAGCUAUUCACAGUUUAUUUCAUAUUGCUGAUGUCAAUAAAGCUGCCUUUCCUCUAGCAUCGUCUGCUAUUCGUGAAAGUUUUUAUGUUGACGAUUUGUUGACUGGUGCAGAUAGCAUAGACAACUUACAAAAACUAAAAAUUGAAAUCAUAGAAGUUCUUCGUUCUCAUGGUCUUUCUCUGACUAAAUGGCACUCGAAUUCUAAACAAUUAUCUGACGCAUCUUAUAAUGAAGUUGUAAUUAAAACAACUGAAGAAAACAUUACCAAAGCGUUAGGUACGUCAUGGAAACCUUUAGCUGAUACCAUUUGUUAUCGCUAUGAAUUACCAGAUAUGCUGUCAGUUACAAAGCGAUCUGUUCUAUCAAUUAUUUCCAAAAUAUUUGAUAUCCUCGGUUUAUUGAGCCCCGUGAUAAUACGUGGCAAAAUAUUAAUGCAAGAAAUUUGGAUUCGCCGAUUAGAUUGGGAUGAAACACUACCACCCGAUCUUCAUAACAUUUGGUUGGAGAUUAAAGCGGAUUUAAAUUUCAUUAAUAAAAUCGAAGUUCCUGGUCAUGUACAAACAUCAUCCAAUUCUCGCUGUGAAGUUCAUGGCUUCGCAGACGCAUCAACGCGCGCAUAUGGGUGCUGCAUUUAUUUACGUUCUAUUAUAAAGGACACUUACAAAACUACGUUACUUAUUGCUAAAUCUAAAGUGGCACCAAUUAAAGCACAAUCGCUUCCUCGUUUGGAGUUAUGUGCAGCACUGUUACUGAGUAGGACUUGGCAAAAAAUCAAGGAUAAGGUAUUAAAAUUUUGCACUAACAUAUAUUUUUGGACUGACUCAGAGAUAGUGCUAAAGUUGCUCAACAUUCAUUCGGCGACGUUAAAUUGCUUCGUUGCCAAUCGAGUCUCGGAAAUUCAGAAAA
Molecule: messenger RNA, 7358 nt
Organism: Bactrocera dorsalis (oriental fruit fly)
Lineage: Eukaryota; Metazoa; Arthropoda; Insecta; Diptera; Tephritidae
Exons: 2
Coding region: 3937-5724 (595 amino acids)
Molecular function (GO): nucleic acid binding; zinc ion binding
Source: RefSeq, a predicted model, not a curated record